AUGGUAGAUAUGAAAUUUAGCCGUACUGUGCUGAACCAUUUAUUUAUCCCUAUACAUUCAUAUCUAGCAUCCGGACUGUACUUUUUAGCUGAAUUUGUCGAAGAAAACACAGUCUUGUCAAAAAAGAUUAUUGGAUAUGCAAUAUGGUUUUACCGUCCUAAACUCCAAGCUAUUUCUGAUAAAAUGUCUUGUUUUCAUCUCUACUCGCAGAUUUCCGUUGGAUCACAUAUGAUGUUAUUGAUGGAUGGAUUUCCAUGGACAGGAGUCGUAUUUUCGCUUGUAUGUCACGCAUGGUAUAGCACAAUGCUUCCCAGUUUUCCAGCAAUAGAAGCCACAAGUGUCAAGUUCAUUAUUAGUUGUUUGUUGGCGGUUGCUGAUCACUUUGUCUGGUUUUUUUAUUUUUCUUCAAGGCACUACAGUAUAUCUGAAAUCGGCAGUUUUUUUGCGAUAUUGGUCUGGAUGGUUCCAUUUUUAUUCUUCAUCUCUCUUAGUGCAAACGAUUAUACACUUCCAGCAUUUGAUACAAAAUCAAUAUCGCCUCAUAAUGUAGAUGAAUCCACCAAGAAAAAAAAUAACAAUUUUAUCAAGUCUAUUGCAAAGUGGAUAUCGGGUGUUAAAGAGACAGUCGCCCCGUCUAAUGUUCAUAAGAGCCACUAG
This is a messenger RNA of Batrachochytrium dendrobatidis JAM81, 657 nucleotides long. RefSeq lists its product as uncharacterized. The transcript has 4 exons. NCBI's taxonomy places the organism in Eukaryota, Fungi, Chytridiomycota, Chytridiomycetes, Rhizophydiales. The record is from RefSeq and is a predicted model, not a curated record. Gene Ontology annotation, cellular component: Golgi membrane; endoplasmic reticulum membrane; COPII-coated ER to Golgi transport vesicle. The coding region runs from base 1 to 657 and encodes 218 amino acids. Gene Ontology annotation, biological process: endoplasmic reticulum to Golgi vesicle-mediated transport. Gene Ontology annotation, molecular function: COPII receptor activity.